This is a messenger RNA of Ilyonectria robusta, 1690 nucleotides long. Its product is annotated as fungal-specific transcription factor domain-containing protein. The coding region runs from base 61 to 1641 and encodes 526 amino acids. NCBI's taxonomy places the organism in Eukaryota, Fungi, Ascomycota, Sordariomycetes, Hypocreales, Nectriaceae. The record is from RefSeq and is a predicted model, not a curated record. The transcript is spliced from 4 exons.
GUCAUCGUAAAGGUCCAUCCUUGUUUUCUCCCCCACGCUUUUUAGAGCGGAGUCUGAUCAAUGUCACGUCUUCCGCCCCCGGAAAAAGGGAGUGGUGAUAGCCCUCUGCAGCAGGAGUUCGCCUUUUUUGAGCAUGGGAACAGUCAACAAGGCUCUCGGAGCCAUGCGAUGCGAGAACACUGGAAACAACGGCGCCAGAGACUGAACCACGAAAAGAGGAUGAGAGAAAAUCGGCCACAGCAAAUACUCUUGCCGACCCCUUCAACAAGCUCUGCGGCAGAUUCGCAAUCGACAACCGAGAACGAAAACACUGGCAGUUCCAAUGUUGUGGCGGAGGAUAAUAUGUCAUUUGAUUGGGGGGCCAUGUCUGAUAGCGACCUCAAUUUAGUCAUGGACGGAAUUCCCCGCCAAGCACUCUCUGGGCUUAAUCUCGCCUUAGGAUCUAGUCGACUCGACCCCUUUGACAAGUUUCCUAUCAAGCUCACGGCCGAGCAUCACAAACUUCUUCAUCACUGGCUUAGCACGUACGGGGUCAUGAUGUUCGAAGACCCCUGUAGCCAAACCUUCAACCCUAUGCGUGACGUAUGGUGCCCGCUGGAUUUGUCCAACGCAGCAUCCUUCAAUGCAAUAAUGGCUCACUCAGCCGCUCAUCUAUCCAGGAUGCAGGGCUGUACCCGAUCAAACGAAGCAUUGAGGUUCAAGACUGAGGCGGUACGGAUUGUUCAACUCUGGAUGAGCGAUCCUGUACUUGCUUUGGGAGAUGACGUCUUGGCUGCAGUCCUACGCUUGUUAACCUACGAGAGGUACUGGGGAACCGAAGCCGAAUGGCGCGUCCACCAUAACGGGCUGUUGAACUUGAUUCAAGCCCGUGGCGGAAUCGAGGCACUCAAGAGUAAUUGGCGACUUGAACUCACAACCUUCUUGGUAUCAUUAAUGUCGAAACCAUCCUGGUUCGACUGCUCGAACCAGAUCGGAGAACUGUCAACUCAACCCUUGGACCCGUCGGUACAUCCUGUUCUGGGUGACGUGGGCAAUUUGCAUCGGAUACGCUGUCUAUGGCUUCUCUCAUUCGUCCAAGACAUGGGGACUUUCAGAAGCAACUCUCCAGAGAUCAGUUCCCACGGAAUGACACAAUACACAGCUCUUCAUGAAGUUCUGGUGCUUCUGAAGACGCACCUUCGAGGCCAUGAAAUUGACUCGAAACGACUGGAUUCUUGCAGCCAACCCGAGUUUACGAGGCUCGCAUGUCUGUUUUUCAUAUGCAUCUUGCUGCAGCAAGCUACCUCAGUUUCCACUCCCACCCCAGAAUCUGGCCACGAAGGCGGCCCAAGAUCCCAUGAUAUGGACGCUCUGAACCUUUUCGAUUUCUUCCUCAAUACGAAUAGGUCAAUGUGGCAGAGUUCCAUCGACGACCUCUACAAUACCCUCUUUUUCCAUUUCGAUAUCCCAGGAGGAGCAGGUCCAAGGUCGGAAUACGUUCAGCACAUGACUAGUGUAAUGGCAUCUAUGAGUGGCGGAGUUCGCUGUGGAGUGGAAAGAUGUCUGCUGAAUAUCCUUUGCCGGACGGAGGGCAAUGGAUACAACGCAUUCGAUCAAGAAUGGACACCAGAUUCGUUGUUAUCGUCGAUACCCGCACAGUAAAAGCUUAGAGUUAAAUGAUAGUAUAAUUGUUAAUAUUAGUUGAUCCAUU